AUGUCGCACCCAGAGUCCCCCGAAUUUCAGCAGGCCCAGCAGGCCACCGAGGCUUUCACCCAGAAGCCUACCAACGACGAACUCCUUCGCCUCUACGCUCUUUUCAAGAUUGGCAAGGGCUUCGAUUUGGAGUCGGCUUCCAAGCCUGGAAUGUUCGACAUGAAGGGCAAGGCCAAGUACGCGGCGUGGAAGGCCGCUUACGAGGAGGAGGGCAUCACCGACCCCGAUGAGGCACAGAAGAAGUACGUUGAGUUUGUCGAGGGGCUCAAGUCCAAAUACACCUGA
This is a messenger RNA of Trichoderma aggressivum f. europaeum, 285 nucleotides long. RefSeq lists its product as uncharacterized. Gene Ontology annotation, molecular function: fatty-acyl-CoA binding. The record is from RefSeq and is a predicted model, not a curated record. Bases 1 to 285 code for a protein of 94 amino acids. Gene Ontology annotation, biological process: fatty acid metabolic process. The transcript is spliced from 3 exons. Lineage: Eukaryota; Fungi; Ascomycota; Sordariomycetes; Hypocreales; Hypocreaceae.